AUGCCGCCUGUCAUGUCUGUGCCAGUGCCCAAGAUGGUGUCUUCCCAGGUUACCGUUGCUUCUGUUGUCAAGCUUGCCCUGGGCAGGGUCAGGCUGCAGGAUUCUUGGAGUGUGCACCUUGACAAGAAGCUGCGUGCUGCCAUUCAGAAGUGGGUGUCUAUCGUCCUUGAGGAUCCACUCACCUUUGAUGUUGGCCGCAGGUGUGCUGCCGCGUCCUGCCAGGAUUCCGCAGUCUCGCAAGGUUUGCUGCACACCUUUUCGGGCAAAGCUGCGGGUACACUGCACAAUCGUGCGGGACCGUUGCUCCGUUUUGUGGCGUGGGCCAAGAAGCGGCGUCUCCAGCCGCUGCCACUGAGAGAGAAAGAUGUGUAUGAGUUCCUGCUUGAUUUGGAGGAUUCCAGCGCGCCGUCUUUCGGCAAGGCACUCAUGUCCUCGUUGGCGUUUUGCAAGUUCGUUUUGGGUGCUGAGUCUUUCUCUGACUCCCUUUGCAGUGGCCGCCUUACAGGGCUUGCGCGUGCCUCUUUUCUUAAAAAGAGGAAGAGGCGACAGAAGCCGCCACUCACCGUUGCUAUGGUCAAGAGAUUGGAGCGCCUUGUUGUGGAUGAGUCAGAUAAUGAUGUUGACAGGCUGUGUGCAGGCUUUUUCUUACUCUGCAUUUAUCUUCGUGCUAGAUACAGUGAUGGCCAGGCCCUGAUGAAUCUGGUUUUGGAUGAGCCGGACUCUUUCAUGGGACCACUUGCAGGGUACUUCCAAGGUGAGACUUCAAGGACGAAGACCAGUUUCUCCUUGGAGAGGAAAACAGCAUUGCUUCCUAUGGUGGGGCCAUUGUGCGGGGUGGCGUCCGUUCCUUGGUUCAGGACGUGGAUGAGCCUUCGUGAGGACCUCGCCAUUCCCGAGGGAGAAGAUUUUCCUCUCCUGCCCAGCCGUGGUCAGGAGGGCGGACGGUCGGGUGUUCCGCCCACGGCCACUGUAGCAGCUGGUUGGUUGCGCGGGAUUUUGUCUGCCAGAGGUUUCCCUGAAGCUUCAAAGCUUGGUACUCACAGCUGUAAGGCUACGACCUUGUCUUGGAUGUCAAAGUACGGUGUUGACGCGCUGCACCGGAGGAUUUUGGGAUAUCACAAGGCUCCGCAGGAUGAGAUGAUGCACAUCUAUGGGCGUGACAAUGUUGCGCCUGCUCUGAGGUCUCUUGAGUACGUGCUCGCCGAUAUAAGGAUCGGCAAGUUCCUCCCGGACACCACACGUUCGGGCUAUUUCCCAACUGAUCCAGAGCGCGAACCAGGUCCGGAGUUCAAUGAUGAACCGUCGGCCUCGGAGGCGUCACUGGACGAAGAGGACAACGUUCAGGACCUUCGUGCUGAAGAGGCUGCGGCUGAUGAGAUCAUACCGCCUUGGGCCGAGUUAGCUGUGGGAGACCCUGAUGCCCAUGUGUACAUCAGGCACAUCACUUCCCGCAAGCUUCACCGUCUCGCUGAUGAGGGCGGGAACCGACUUCGCUGUGGGAAGAGCCGGUACACGCGGCGCUCGCCGGACUCACUCGGUGAUGGUUUGAUGUGCUUGCGCACUUGUGGUUUGCCGGACUGCGUCUUUUGUGCCAUGGCCGUCACAGAGAGCAAGGCAAACUUCUCUUCGAGGGCGAAGGCUCUUGGAUUGGAGGAUCCAGUGCUGGUGAAGUUCGUUGACGCUGGCAUUGAUUGUAUGAGCAAGUAUGCUUUCCUGAGCUCAUACGUGCCCGGGAGCACGGAUGAGAGCCCAUUCACUGCUGCCAUCGUCAAAGUGCUUGGGCGUGACCCUUCGAUUGCGGAGCUCAGUGUGCUUCGCCGCUUGCUGCACGAGAGCUACAACCUAACUGUGUCUGAAUUACAAUCACAGGUUGAAAGGACCGAUGACUCUGCUCCGAGAAAGCUCGCAGCGCCCGACCGGGCCGACAGGUUGCAGCGACAGCAGGUUCGGCUGAGUGGUUUGACGAUCCACGGCCCGACUCUUCCGGGACAUGCCGUGAUCGAUAAGUGCGUUCAGAUGUAUGAGGAUAACGUGCUUCAUUACUUGCCGCCUCAGUCGUGCCCUUGCCGUGAUGAUGAGGUCAAGUUCAAGAAGGAUCGCGAUGAUAAGAUGUUGUCCGUUGAUGGUGCCGGUCAUGUGUCUCUACGCACCCAGGUUGCAAAGGUUGAUGCUGAUGUGUCUUCAGACCUUCUCCUCAAGCUGGCAAUGACCCGUCGAGGUUUGGCCCUAGACCAGGCAGGGAUAGUCACCUUUUCGGAGCACGAGCGGUGGGUGGAAGCACUUUUUACCGCGCGUUUCAGGGAUCCACCUGACAACUAUGCACGUGUGACGCUGCAGCAGCUUAUGCAGGCUGAUCGGCAGCUGUUUGUUGAAGCAGCAGAUCGCACUCGGCAUGGAAUCCAACUUGCUAAUGUUCUGAAGCUUUUCGAUUGCCUCCCGAAAGCUGCGCCGCAACGCGGCUCCGGUGGCGGCAUUUCAUUUACCACUGGGGCCUUUGCCAAGGUCAAGGUGGGACUCCGGAGCAAUGUCGCUGUUUUUCCAAAGUCCACGCAGGUGCUGGCUGCUUUUGUAAGGCAGUCUGCUCCUGCCCACAAGUUCACAACCGUCGUGCUUUUUGAUGGUGUUCGCACGGCCCCGCAUCGCGAUCAGCAGAAUUCCUUCUUGCCUAAUUUGGCCAUUCCCUUGUCCCGUUUUACUAAGGGUUCAAUUUGGGUGCAAUCCAGCAAGGGUCCCCACACUCGGACUGUUGAUGGUGCAACCCUUCACGGGGUGGCAUUGCCUGUGUCGGAUGGCCCUGUCCUGUUUGAUGCACGCAGGCAGAUGCACCUCACUGAUUCGUGGCAGGGCAGGAGGGUCAUUUUGGUUGCUUUCUCUAUUUCGGCCUUUGAUAAGCUGUCUCUCGAGGCCUCGCAACGCUUGAUUUCACUUGAUUUUGCCUUGCCAACCGAGCCAGAGGUCGAGCACUUCCGUGAGCACCCACAGCUGCCUGCUCGCCUGCCGUGGCCGCCGCGUUUCCCUCUGCUGUCGAGUGCUUCAGCAACCAAGGCUUUUACCGAGGCGGUGGUUCCCAAAGAACCACUUUUUCUUGAGCUAUGUGCCGGCACCGCCAUGCUUUCUCGCUGCUUUCGUGAAGCGGGUGUGCCUGUCAUGCCCAUUGAUCACCAGCACAACCGCCAUCAUCCGUUGGCGCAGGUCUGCAAUCUCAGCUUGACCGAGGAGUCCACUUGGGUCUUCUUGCGCAAUUUGGUGCGUGAUCAUCCUAUACCCAGACCCCCGGACGGAUCCAAAAAGUAG
Messenger RNA from Symbiodinium sp. CCMP2592, 3294 nucleotides. The record is from the annotation of a GenBank genome assembly. Lineage: Eukaryota; Dinophyceae; Suessiales; Symbiodiniaceae.